AUGAUGGAAGAACUGCACAGCCUGGACCCCCGGCGGCAGGAGCUGCUGGAGGCUCGCUUCACCGGGGUCGGCGUGGCGAAGGGCUCGGGCCAGAGUCAGAAUGAAUCGUCCAACCAGAGUCUGUGCAGCGUGGGCUCGCUCAGCGACAAAGAAAUUGAGACUCCAGAGAAAAAGGCAAAUGACCAGAGGAUCCGGAAACGGAAAGCGGACCACUUUGAUGGCAACCAAGUUAAAGCAGGAACAAGGGGACAUAAAAUUAGCGAUUAUUUUGAGUUUGCGGGAGGCAGCGGUCCCGGUACCAGCCCAGCUCGGGGGGUCCCGCCAGUGGUCCGCUCUUCCCCGCAGCACUCCCUUUCUAAUCCACCAGUCACAGUACAGCAGGGAAGCCCGUCAUCAGUGGGCUCAGCCAACACGGAACACUCAUCAUGCGCUCUGAAACCCGCCGCCCUUUACCUGCUCCACAAAGCCACACAGUCUGACCUUACUAUAGAGAGGCUAAUCGCGAUGGAGAACAACAAAAACUCUGACUUGGAGAAGAAGGAGGGACGCAUCGACGACUUGCUGCGGGCUAACUGUGACCUGCGGAGACAAAUCGACGAGCAGCAGAGGAUGCUGGAGCGAUAUAAGGAGCGCUUGAAUAAGUGCGUUACCAUGUCCAAGAAGCUGCUGAUUGAAAAAUCCAAGCAGGAGAAGAUGGCGUGCCGCGACAAAAGCAUGCAGGACCGGCUACGGCUGGGCCACUUCACCACGGUCCGACACGGAGCGUCUUUCACCGAGCAGUGGACGGACGGCUACGCCUUCCAAAAUCUAAUCAAACAACAGGAGCGCAUCAACUCGCAGCGAGAAGACAUCGAGAGACAACGAAAGCUGCUGGCCAAGCGCAAGCCGCCCUCCAUGGCGCAGACGCCGCCGCCGAACCUGGAACAGAACAAACGCAAAAGCAAAGCCAACGGCACAGAGAGCGAAGCGUUAUCGCAGGCGGAGUACCACGAGCAAGAGGAAAUCUUCAAGUUAAGAUUGGGCCACCUCAAGAAAGAGGAGGCCGAGAUCCAGGCGGAGCUGGAGAGGUUGGAAAGAGUCCGCAACCUGCACAUUCGCGAAUUGAAAAGAAUCCACAACGAGGAUAACUCCCAAUUCAAAGAUCACCCGACAUUAAAUGACCGAUACCUGCUUCUCCAUUUACUCGGACGUGGAGGUUUCAGUGAAGUUUACAAGGCCUUUGAUUUAACGGAGCAAAGGUACGUGGCCGUCAAAAUCCACCAGCUCAAUAAAAACUGGAGGGAUGAGAAAAAGGAAAACUACCACAAACACGCGUGCAGGGAAUACAGAAUCCACAAAGAGCUGGACCACCCGCGAAUAGUUAAACUCUACGACUACUUCUCGCUCGACACAGACUCGUUUUGCACAGUCCUGGAGUACUGCGAGGGCAACGACCUGGACUUCUACUUGAAACAGCACAAGCUGAUGUCUGAAAAGGAGGGUCGCUCCAUCAUCAUGCAGAUUGUCAAUGCUCUCAAGUACCUCAACGAGAUCCGGCCACCCAUCAUCCACUACGACCUCAAACCUGGUAACAUCCUGCUCGUCAACGGCACAGCGUGCGGGGAGAUCAAGAUCACAGACUUUGGCUUGUCCAAGAUUAUGGACGACGACAGCUACAACUCGGUGGACGGCAUGGAGCUCACGUCGCAGGGAGCCGGCACGUACUGGUACCUGCCGCCCGAGUGCUUUGUCGUCGGAAAAGAGCCGCCCAAAAUCUCCAACAAGGUGGACGUGUGGUCCGUGGGAGUCAUUUUCUACCAGUGCUUGUACGGCCGCAAGCCUUUCGGGCACAACCAGUCUCAACAGGACAUCCUGCAAGAAAACACUAUCCUGAAGGCCACCGAUGUGCAGUUCCCGCCCAAACCGGUCGUUACUCCGGAAGCCAAGGCGUUCAUCCGGCGCUGUUUAGUGUACCGGAAGGAGGACCGUAUCGACGUACACCAGCUUUCCAACGACCCCUUCCUCAUGCCGCACAUCCGCAAGUCGGUGGCCUCCUCGGGCAACUCGGCCAUGGCGGUGGCCUCUACGUCCAGCUCCUCUAACAGCAGCGCCUCCAACUGA
Nerophis lumbriciformis (worm pipefish) is the source of this 2100-nucleotide messenger RNA. Lineage: Eukaryota; Metazoa; Chordata; Actinopteri; Syngnathiformes; Syngnathidae. The record is from RefSeq and is a predicted model, not a curated record.